AUGGCUGAUGAGAAGACCUUCCGCAUUGGCUUCAUCAUGCUGGGGCUCUUCCUGCUGGCCCUCGGCACAUUCCUCAUGAGCCACGACCGGCCCCAGGUCUACGGCACCUUCUACGCCAUGGGCGGUGUCAUGGUGAUCGGGGGUGUCAUCUGGAGCAUGUGCCAGUGCUACCCCAAGAUCACCUUCGUACCCGCUGACUCUGACUUCCAAGGCAUCCUGUCACCGAAGGCGCUGGGCCUGCUGGAAAAUGGGCUCACUGCUGAGAUGAAGACGCCCAGCCCCCGGACCCCCUACGUCAGGCUGUGGGAGGAAGCCGCCUACGACCAGAGCCUGCCGGACUUCAGCCACAUGCAGAUGAAGGUCAUGGGCUACAGUGAAGACCCCCACCCCGUCCUGGCUCCUAAGCCGGGACGGCCACAGCCAGGAGCCAGCGAUGGAGGAGAAGGUGGCCCUCGCGACCCUCAGGCCUUGUUGGAAGCCGCCGUGGUCAUCCACAGGGGCUCGGACCAGGACGAGGGAGAAAGAGACCCAAGUCAGGGCAGGCCCGGCCCCCCGACCUGUCCCCAGGGCCCUGCACCCUUGGCUUCCUUCCAAGAUGACCUGGACGUGGGCUCCAGUGAGGGCAGCAGCCCCAACCUGGCACCAUCUGAGGGGGCGGAGCCCCGGCCUGCAACCCCGGAGCCCCAGGCUUGCAGGUGCCGGCUGGACCGCUUCCAUGACUUUGCCCUCAUUGAUGCCCCAACGUUGGAGGAUGUGCCUCCAGAGAAGCAGCUACAGGGGGCAGCCCUGCCCAGCUCCUGCCAGAGACCCCCGAGGACAAAGCGGGAGGAAGAGGAGGCUUCGGACGCAGGUACAGAGGAGCCGGAACAGGAAGAGGAAGACUUGUACUACGGGCUUCCCGACAGCCCUGGGGACCCCCUUCCGGACAAGGAACUGGACUUUGAGCCCGACGCCCAGGGCUGA
Molecule: messenger RNA, 963 nt
Organism: Lagenorhynchus albirostris (white-beaked dolphin)
Lineage: Eukaryota; Metazoa; Chordata; Mammalia; Artiodactyla; Delphinidae
Gene: BSND
Product: barttin CLCNK type accessory subunit beta
Exons: 4
Coding region: 1-963 (320 amino acids)
Biological process (GO): chloride transport
Cellular component (GO): basolateral plasma membrane
Molecular function (GO): chloride channel regulator activity
Source: RefSeq, a predicted model, not a curated record